CCCGACUCGCCAUCAAUUCAUUCCCCACUCGCCCUACCUCCGCCUCCCUCCCGCCGCGCCGCCCACCGCCGCCGCGCCGCGGCCAGCGAGGUCGACGGACGGUACCACGAUGGCGCAGGCCUCGGCCUUGCUGCGCCGCCUCAGGCGUCACCGCGCUGGCCCCGCUGCUGCCGCUCUUUUCCCUCGCCGGCUCGUCUCCUCCGAUCCCGCGCCCGCUUCAUCCUCGCUGGGUGCGGUGCUCGGGCCGAGCCACCUCUCGGUAGAUGGUGGAGGAAGCGGCUGCGGCCGCUCCGCUUGGCCCGCCUCCCACCCGCGACCCCGGUUCCCUCGGCGGCAGCAUGCGGCCGCUAUGGCUACCAGGGCGGCGCACCAAGCUGCUUCCAGCCCUGACAGCCCUGUAACGGCAGCGUCAAGUGAUGCAAGCACUAGCACCACCACUGCUGCCGCGCAGUCUGAGAUCGUGGAUUUCAUCAAGUCGACGUUUGGGAAGCUUGAAGGACAAAAUCACUGUUGGUUGAACGCCAUGAAUGGCAUUUGGAAGAACUUGAAUCAAGAAGGAAUAUAUCUUGUUCUUUUAUAUCAAUCUUGUGGAACAUUAAACAGCAGCAACAAUCAUUCAGUUGCAUUUGAGAGAUUGAAAUAUCUGCAACAGAGGUAUCCACACCUGAAUGUUUUUGCCGUGCAACUUGGGAGUGAUGUUUCUUCCUUAGCUGCUCAAAGCCAAGCAGUCCAUACGAUAGUGACGGAUUAUAUUGCAUUUCCUAUCUUGAUCUUACACAAAGACUUCUCCAAUAUGACAAAUGGUGCUUGCUACUUGCUAUUUGAAGGUUCUAAGGACCCUAUGCUAUUCCCAAAGUGGGUUGAGGAGCCUGAUCUGAUGAUUAAGGCCAUAGAAGAACUUAGUGUGUUGAAAGAAGAACUUUCUGGAAAUGUUCUAUCAAGAGUUUCUUGGCAGAAAGAAGAGGUUGUCAGAGAGCCAUAUGUUGGUUCCUUCAAAAACUUGUUACUUAACCACCCAGCAUGCGUAUCAGUUGAUGAAGAUGGGGAUCGUAUUUUUUUCUCUGACAGUAACCAUCAUAGGAUCAUCAUUAGCAACAGCAAUGGGAUGAUUUUAGACUAUAUUGGAUCUUCCCCAGGCUUUGAGGAUGGCGAGUUUGAAUCAGCCAAGUUCUUACGGCCAGCUUCAUCAUUUUAUCAUGCUGAUGAAGAUUGUCUAUAUAUUGUAGAUUCGGAGAAUCAUGCUGUUAGAAAAGCAGAUUUGGGAAGGAGGACUUUAGAAACAGUUUAUCCAGUGUCUAAUAAAAGCAAUGGUAUCUGGGGCUGGAUUACUGAUAAGCUUGGUUUGAGAAAAGAAGUUACUCCAACUAUUCAAGAUUUUGAUGCAGAUUCAGUAACACUUCCAUGGCAUUUGAUACAAAUUUCAGAGGAUGUCUUAUUAGUUGCAGACCGCAGCUUUGAAAGUCCAUGGAUCCUGAGAAUAUCAACCGGCAAAAAGCAGGAUAUUGGAAGAGCUGAAGUAAUGGAGUCAUAUCAGCAAACUAUAAAUGAGAGGUUUGCCCUUCUUAAGGAUAUACACAUGAAUCGGCCAUCAGGUGCUAAGGAACCGUAUGAUUCAUUGGAGAAGGUCACCGGCAAGGAGCUUGUAUCGUCAGUCUCCAGAUUUCAUAAUUACAUUAUCUUCAGCGAUACAGAUGGUCAAAGGGUUCUGAAGCACAACUUUGAUACCAAGAUUACCUCAACGAUUAAUUUCUCUAACUGUGAGGUGCUGGGGUUGCCAUAUUGGUCUGUUUGCAAUCUCGAGAGAGUAUCAACCUGGGGACGUUCAACCGAACAAUUUCAAGAGCAUGUCCGUCAAGUAGAUGUGCUUCCUGGAAGAUGCAAUAUCACGGUCUACAUAGACAUUCCAGUUGACACUGAACUUGCUGCACCCUUGGCCGAGAAUUGUGUCUGGCGCCAAGUGAGGGGAUCUGGUGCUGAGAUUUCUGGUUGCGAUGGACCAGACACGGCAAUGGAAAAGGUUGGGAUCGCACAGCAGUGGUACGACGAGCUGGACAACCUAGCCUUCUCUGAAGUCGCCGAGGAACCUACCACUGCGCAUGGGGGUGACGAUAAAUCCGCUGAUCAAAGCUACCAAGAUCAGCGAAGAGUGCAGUUCACCUGUGCGGUGAACGUCAGCCCUGGGACAUGUGAGCUGGUGGCCUCUGCCGCGCUGUACCUGAAGCUCGCGAGGACGAUCGGCGAUCAUGUGGAUCAGAAAGCCCUGGUGAAGUGGAUCAUGGGCUGCCAGCGCCGCGAGGAGCACGCCGGCGUGGAGCUCCUGAUGGGGAGCCGCGGCGGUGACGCGAGGGACCUGGUGGUGAUGAGGCCCGUGCACCUGCGGCUGCGGCUGGAGUGCGGCGACCACCCCGCCGGCGCCACCAACAAGGAGACCAUCAGCACCGAGUCCAGCCUCAAGAUCGACGUCUCUUUGGACUAGCGGUUGCGGUUCCGAUUCCGAUUCCGAUCUUCUUUUUCUUGGUCGACGUGUCUGUCAUGGCACGCACCACCGUUUGCCGCUACGUACAUUGCUGGAGGCAGUCGUGAUGGAGGGCUCUUGUCGGUGUGGAAAGGAACGGCCUGACACGUUGCAUAGUUUUUGUACCCACAUGAAACAUUUCAGUCGGGAUCUGUGGAAACUGGGACGGAGCCUGGAGAAUCUGUCCCGAUAAAAGCCAA
Molecule: messenger RNA, 2715 nt
Organism: Panicum hallii
Lineage: Eukaryota; Viridiplantae; Streptophyta; Magnoliopsida; Poales; Poaceae
Exons: 16
Coding region: 110-2476 (788 amino acids)
Source: RefSeq, a predicted model, not a curated record